Molecule: messenger RNA, 2336 nt
Organism: Diatraea saccharalis (sugarcane borer)
Lineage: Eukaryota; Metazoa; Arthropoda; Insecta; Lepidoptera; Crambidae
Source: the annotation of a GenBank genome assembly
GCUGUCAUUCGUUCGUUUUGCCGGAAAGUUUUCGCGAUUGAAUUGAAUAUUGGCAGAAAGUAAUUUUUUAUGCAGAUCAGUGCUCCUAUGCUUAUCGUCGAAUAGUUUUUAGCUACAUAGUGAUCUUAAAUUUUGUUUAAAAUAAUUAUCAGUGACAAUGGCGCCAAGGUCUGCGAAAGCCAAGAAAACUGCAAAUGUAAAGUUGACAGAAAAUGAAGGUUCUAAGAAAAUUCAUGGUAAAAAUUUUGAAAAACAAGAAUCGGAAAUUACGGAGUCAGAGGUAAUUGAGAAAGACCCACCUGUACUUAUAAAAAAGAAGCGUGGAAAGAAAGUUGCAAAUGAUACUAAUGGAGACAAAGCCAAUACUUUAAAAAGUGAAGAUAUCACUCUUCAAACAAAAAAGGCAAUAAAGAAAAAUUCAGAGGAAGAGAAUGAUAAUAAAAUCAAUGGUGAUAAAUCAUCUGAAGAGGAAUCUAGCUCUACCGAUGACAUCAAACAGAAUGGUGACAUCAAUGGUGGUGCUGAAGACACUGAUAUGGCAAAGGGUCGGAAAAAGACACAAAAAAAAGAUGUUGAAGCUAAGAUUAAAGAAUCAGGACGAGGGACAAAAAAUAUUAAGCAGGAGGAAAAUGUAGAAGAUGAAACAAAAAACAUUGGUGUAACAGAAGAGGAAAAACUGAAAUCCACAAGUAAAGGAAAAGGUCGAAAGGCAGCUGCCAAAAUUGAAAAUGUGCCUGUGGUUGAAAAAAAGACUGAAUGUGUUGAAGAAGACAUAAACCCAGAACCAGCUGUUGUAAAAGGAAAAAAGAAGGGACAAAACAAAGCUAAAGAAAAAGUAGCUGAAAGCAUAAAAGAUGUUACAGAGAAAAAUGUAGCAGAAGAGGAACAAUUAGAAAAGGUAACAAAAAAGAAAGAAAGCAAAGGAAAGAAAAAUCAGGGCAAGAAGAACCAAGUGGUAGAUACGCAGGAACAAGAAGAGGAGGUUCACGAAGAAAUAAUAGGGGACGAGUUAAAAAAGGAGACAAAAAAGAAAGAAAGUAAGGCAAAGAAAAACCAAAGAAAGGAAGAAAUAGAUAUACAGAAGGAAGAGGAUAUCAAAGAAGAGCCUGUUUCUAAAAAAAGGAAGACAACAAAAAAAGAAAAAGGUGAUGUCAAAGAUGAAGUAGAAUCUGUUGAAGACAAACCUAGUAAGGGUAAGAGAGGACAAAAGAAGGCUGUAGAGUCUUCUGUUGAAAAUGAAGAUGAGCCCCAAGAUACUGGUGAACAAGCAACAAAACGACGCCGUAAACAAGCCGAAGACAAGGCUCCAGUUGCAGCUAAAAAGUCUGCUCUAAAAAACAAAGCUGCAACCAACUAUGAAGAAAUAGACUUUUCAAACUUUUCUAAAAAUAAGCAAGGCAAAGACUGGAACUAUAAAAUAUCAAGUUGGAAUGUGGAUGGAAUAAGGGCCUGGUUAGGGAAAGGUGGUUUGGAAUAUUUAAAAUAUGAGAAGCCUGAUAUACUUUGUCUGCAAGAAGUAAAAUGUGCACAAGAUAAACUUCCUGAAGAAUUGGUUAAUGUCCCUGGUUAUCAUGCUUAUUGGCUAUGCAGUGACCAGGAUGGAUAUGCUGGUGUAGGAGUCUAUACUUCAAAACUAGCUAUGAAUGUGCAGUAUGGUUUACAAAAUGAAGAUUUGGACAACGAAGGUCGCAUCAUAACUGCUGAAUAUGAACAUUUCUAUUUGAUCAGCACAUACGUUCCUAAUGCAGGACGAAAAUUAGUCACCUUACCUAAAAGACUGCAAUGGAAUGAAGCAUUCCGCAACUAUGUUAAGGAAUUGGAUAAGAAAAAACCUGUGAUAAUAUGUGGAGACAUGAAUGUAGCUCACAAUGAGAUAGAUCUAGCAAAUCCUAAGACAAAUAAAAAAAAUGCGGGAUUUACUGAAGAAGAACGAGCUGGUAUGACGGAUUUACUUGGAGACGGCUUUGUAGAUACCUUCAGACAUUUGUACCCUGACACGAAAGGUGCUUACACUUUUUGGACCUAUAUGAUGAACAGUCGAGCUAAGAAUGUUGGAUGGCGCCUUGAUUAUUUCAUUGUAUCUGAAAGACUACUGACAUCUGUUUGUGAUAGCGUUAUAAGAGAUGGCGUGUACGGAAGCGAUCACUGCCCCAUAUCGUUGUUCCUGCACCUAAGCAGUGCUGAGAAACCGAAAUAAUUAAGGAGUAUAAAAAUACUUAACAUCUUUUGAAAUACAUGACGCCUCAUUUUGAGAUUAUUAUUAUUUCCUUAUGUGCCUAUUUUGUUUUUGUAAUGCAAACAUUUUGAUGAACCAAUAAAGACUGUCUUGAAGAUUU